UCCGUAGAAAACCUACGACUUGCUUUUGGCGCCUGGUAGUACUGCUGCUACAUAAAAGACAUAAAGCGAAGGUUGUGACCGCGUGGUACGGAGGUAUUACUGAAGCAGUUCCUCUUUGUUUUAAGGGUGCGUAUGCAGAAGUAAUUCAUUUUUCAUACGCUGCAUCACUCCAUCAUGCAACACGUGGCGUAAUUUUUUUCAUUCGAUUGAAACAGGCAAGCUAACGAUAGCUUUUCUUUUGCAAGUCGGACCGUGAAGCAGGCAACGCAGCUUGCACAGAAAUGAACAACAUGGGGAAGAAGCAGAAUACCAAGGGCAAGAAGGAUGCUCAGGACACGCAGGAAGAGCCUGAUGAGUUUGUUGUGGAAAAAGUGCUGGACCAGCGUCUUGUCAACGGGAAAGUUGAGUUCUUUCUGAAGUGGAAAGGAUUUACAGAGGCUGACAAUACCUGGGAGCCAGAGGAGAACCUUGAUUGUCCAGAGCUGAUCACAGCAUUCCUGGAAGCACAGAAGAAUGUUAAAGAGAAGCCUGCUCCAGUUAAGCGGAAGUUAUCAACAGAUGAGUCAGAGUCAGAAGCCAAAAAGAAAGAUGUGGCUGAGAAACCACGUGGAUUUUCCAGAAACCUCGACCCAGAACGGAUCAUUGGCGCAACAGACAGUAGCGGGGAGUUAAUGUUUUUGAUGAAAUGGAAAGACUCAGAUGAAGCAGAUCUGGUCCCGGCCCGUGAGGCCAACACUCGCUGCCCUCAGGUGGUCAUUUCCUUUUAUGAGGAGAGGCUGACAUGGCACUCCUGUCCAGAGGAUGAGGCUCAGUAGUGCUGUCCUCUGGUCUCUUUGCACCAACUGCACCCUUUUCCUCAGGACUGAAUGUUCUCCCUCCGCUUGCCUUUGUAGUUUUUAGCUAUUUUAGUGAUUUUUUUUUUUUUUCAAAAUGUUUCAGCCUUCGCAUUCAUUGUAUGGCUGUUGAGGAGAGAUAUGUCUUGUAAAUGAUAAUGAUGAACUGUUUGAAAGAGCGCAGGGUGUGAUGACAUAAUGACAAAAGUCUUCCGGUAUGUCAUAUACUGAUUAGUGCAAAGGCCGUAUAUCAUUUGAUUGAACCCACCACUGCCCAAAUUCAUACCUGACGACAUUUGUAUAUUCUAAAUUGUUACUUUGGUCUGUUAAGGGGUCAACCACCAGGUCUAUAACCCAUCUCAAUAACAUAACAUUCUGGUUUUUGUUUCUGUUUUUAACAAUAGUGUAAACGUUUUGUUCAACAGUGCAUUUUGUAUACCGUCUCUAAAUCUUAUUGGUUCAGCAUUCAAAUAAAGGUUUUACGUGACGAAAAUGUCACUGCUUAUUGUUUCCAAAUAAACAUUUAUUUAAGAA
Messenger RNA from Eleginops maclovinus (Patagonian blennie), 1367 nucleotides. It is a transcript of the gene cbx3a, whose product is annotated as chromobox homolog 3a (HP1 gamma homolog, Drosophila). Gene Ontology annotation, biological process: chromatin organization; negative regulation of transcription by RNA polymerase II. Lineage: Eukaryota; Metazoa; Chordata; Actinopteri; Perciformes; Eleginopidae. The record is from RefSeq and is a predicted model, not a curated record. Bases 282 to 815 code for a protein of 177 amino acids. Gene Ontology annotation, cellular component: nucleus; pericentric heterochromatin. Gene Ontology annotation, molecular function: chromatin binding. The transcript is spliced from 5 exons.